AUGUACAGCUUCAUGGGAGGUGGAUUAUUUUGUGCUGGAGUCAGUAAUAUUCUCCUGGUAGUCUCUACAGCCACUGAUUACUGGAUGCAGUACCAUCAGACCAGUAACUACAUCCACCAGGGCCUGUGGCGCUAUUGUGUUCCUGGCAAGUGCAUGGUACACACUGACAGCAUUGCCUACUGGGAUGCCACCCGUGCUUUUAUGAUCCUGGCCAUCCUGGCAUGCUUCUUUGGUCUGCUCAUAGGCAUCAUGGCUUUCAUCAACUACACCACUUUUAAUGUCUUUGACAAAACAUUUGCUUCUGGAAUUCUUUAUUUUAUUUCAUGCUUCUUCGUGCUGCUGGCCAUGGUUGUUUACACCGGGGUGACUGUGAAUUACUAUGGAAAACGAUACGGAAACUGGAGAUUCUCCUGGUCGUAUAUAAUGGGCUGGGUUUCCGUAGUGCUCACAUUCUUUUCAGGUAUAUUUUUCAUGUGUGCUUAUCGAAUGCAUCCACCAACUGGCUCCGUGUCCCGCUGA
Messenger RNA from Trichomycterus rosablanca, 519 nucleotides. It is a transcript of the gene lim2.3, whose product is annotated as lens intrinsic membrane protein 2.3. Gene Ontology annotation, cellular component: plasma membrane. Lineage: Eukaryota; Metazoa; Chordata; Actinopteri; Siluriformes; Trichomycteridae. The record is from RefSeq and is a predicted model, not a curated record. The transcript has 4 exons. Gene Ontology annotation, molecular function: structural constituent of eye lens. The coding region runs from base 1 to 519 and encodes 172 amino acids.